AUGGUGCAAGAUUUGCAGGUUGCCAAGAAUCAGAUCUCGAAGCAGAUGAAGCCACCCUUCAAAAGAGCAUGCAAUAGUGCUGAAGAGCCUUCCAGCAAGAGUGCCAAGUUUGAGCCGACGCCAGUAAAAACAGAUGUGGGUGUGCCCUCGCAUCAGAAGAGCAAAAGAGCAUCUGAUGAGGAUGCUGAAGAACCUUCUGGCAAGAUUGCCAAGGUUGAAGUGAAAGAAGAAGAGGAUGCAACAUUGGAUGGAGUUGGGCCAGUGGAAGCAAAGGAGGAACCCAUGGAUGAUGCAGAGGAACCCACCACAGAGGUUAUGAUGAACAAGGCGCAGCUGGAAGAAUUGCAUGGGCUCAAAAGAUUCCCUAAGGGUCAUCAAGGGAAAGCCAACCCGAUGUAUUGCAAGCAUUGUGACAAGAUCUUCGAGGGUCGAAACAGAGCAAAGGUGUGGCAACAUGUCAGAGGACAAGACCACCGUGCCAAAUGGGGCUGCCAAAGCAACAAACCAGAGUCUGCGCAAGUGAAAGUCGAGAACGAUGAGUUGCCAGCUGACAGUUACACAGAUGGACACUGUAGUGGGCUGAAGUUGGGUUCAAGUCUAGGACAAUCUACACGAUUGGGCUCAGACCUUGCUCCAGUGUGGAAGGAGUUUGCGGCUUAUCGCCAAAUGCAGGUUUCAACUCCUUGCGGGGAAUCCACGCACGUUUAUGAGCACCUUGUCACAGAAAACGACUGGAUCAUCCGCCACUGCAAGUGCCAAAAGCAAGAUGCAGUGUACACUGGCGAUGAUGGCUGGUCAACCUGCAAAAUCUGCUUGUCUCUUGGCAAUGAUCAGAAGUUUCUGACACGCACAUCGCAGUUCGUGGCAGACCUGGAUGAGGCGCGGCUACUCUUCCACCGGAUGUACAAGUCAGAGGUCUGCCCUGAGUUCAUCAAGACACUGAAAGAAAAAAACGUGUACCAGAGACGGUGCAAAACCAACUACGACAGAUUCAUUGACUUCGACCUCCCGAAGCUCCAUGCAUCUGUCAGAUCCAAGUGGGUUGGCAGGAAAGGCAGACAAACUUCUGAUGCCAUGGGCAUGCUCAUGGCCCAUGUGGUCCUACCGUGCAUUGAUGUUGAGCCUUCCUAUGGCCUCAAAGAGGCAAAUGUAGACCGUUUGCUGAAGUUCAUGAGCAAUGAUGAGAACAGCAACCCCAAGGAUUUGGAGAUUGUGAAGAGCAUUGUGACUGGACAGGUGUCUCGCAACCCGGCCUUGCACGGUAUAAUGGUGGCCUUGAUGACCCAAUUCCAGAAUAUGGAGAGCGGCAAGACAACAAUGCGGAACCCAAACCGACGAGAUGAGAGAGAGAGCAACUUGCUAUUGGAGGCAGGUGCUGAACUCGCAGCAAUGGGGUGCAAUGAUCGGGCCUUGGCGUUCUUUGGUCUGAAGUGGAUUGAGAAGAAGCGUUGGCAGGGUUCUCUUGCACAGAUGUCGGAAUGGAGCCUUCCAAUCCACACCAGCCCAAGUGCAUCACAGAUCGCAGAGAAUGAUCACACAUGCUCCUUGAUUCUUGCAAGCGACCAGGGACCUCGCAGAAGGCUGGUGCUGGCUUUUGACCGUACAUACUUGGACUCCACCAUGCAGUUGGGGCAAACAUCAGUGGGCCAUGUGAUGUUAGGUGGUGUUCAUCGGCCGCGUGGCUUCAAUCUUGAGAGCGAGGACCAGAUUCCAUUGAAGGCAGAGGAAGGCGGAGAUCAAUUCAUCCACAAAGACAUUUCCAAAGCAAAUGAGAUUGAAUCCUGCCUUGUUUGGGACCCCACCCGCAAACAUGGGCCUACAUUGGAACUGGCGGCGUUUCCUGUGAACACAGCGGCCUCCAAGGAUAGCAGGUUUGAGGCAGUGAUGCCAGACACCAAAACUGGCAGAGGCAAUUGGGAGACUUUUGCUCGCAUUGGUGAAGUACUCGACCAGGCACCUUCUGUCAAGUAUAUUGUGGCUGAUUCACAUGGAUCUCACGAAUGGAUUCGUCGGAAGCUGCUUGGCCAAAGCGUGCCAAUUCCUGAUUCAUUGGUUCAACAAGUGCCUUUCUUUUCGAAGUUGGCUUGGUCUGAUCUUCCAGAGGUUCCCUUUCCGCUGCCUUACAGACUUGUUUCUCAUCCAGACACCGGCCAGACAAUCCAUUGUGUUCCUGGACCAGCACAUCUGCAAAAAAAUUUCGCAGAGCAGCUAUGCAGCCCGCUACGAUGCAUCCAUUUCGGGUCCAAGUUCACCGACUUUUCCGCAGCUCUUGAUCUAGGCCUUUUCCCAGUUGCUUUCAUUGGCACAGAUUCCAUGAGCGAUUGGCAGGCUGCACUUCUGCUGUCUCCAUUGAAUUUCGUGGUGGACCCUUGCCAGAGUCCUGUGAUCAUUCCCUGGGCCUUGGAAGGCGCGUUCCUCAUGUCCUUGAUUGGAGCACAUGUGAAUGCCAGCGUCCUCCACGGAAAUCUUUGCCGGAAGUGGCGAUUGGAAGUUGCGUUCACAGGCAGCUGGGCUGAAUGCCACCUGAUAAUGUUCUCCAAACAUCUCCAACAGCCACCCAAAUAUCCUUCAACUCAGGUUUGGCUAGAUGGAACCACGCACAGAAACCUGAAAGAUGCGCUGGGCAGUGUCAUUUUGAUUCUGUGGUCGCAGGAUGUCCCUCCCCUUUGGUGGCACAGGCUCACAGAGCGGAAUUUGGAGAAGCGAUUUGGGCGCUGCAGACAGUUCUUCCCCAAUUCCCAAAUGAGUGUUGGAGACUACUGGCGGAGCAGUGCAAGAAUCAUGAGGCAAGAUGUCAAAUCCUUUGAUGCGAAGCGCGAGGAGCAGCUUCCUGCACCACAGCCUUUGUCAAAGAACGACUUUCAAGAGAUCGCCGUACGCAGCCUCAAGGCAGCCAUGAGGCUAUCCUCGAUGUGCAGUGGCUGCAAGCUAGAGGAUUUGCAGAGUGACUUCAAGAUGAUGCAACAUCAUGUCGAUGGACCUGCGGUGACUACAACUGCUGAAGAAGCGUCAGGCCUUUUGAAAUGGGAAGUAGUCACUGGCAGUGCAGCCGACACAGUUGAACGCCUCAGGGCAAGCCAAGCUCUUGCGCAGAAUUGGGAUGACGACGCGCUUGACCUGUCGGCUUUGUCCGAUCUUGCUUGCAUUGCGCUGGAAGAGCAGGUGCGCAAACCAGAUGCUUGCCAGACACUGAAAGAGGCCACUCAGGAGGGGACGGGCUCUGAGCCUCGCGCAGACCGUUUGACAUUAGCGGGUGCAUUGAAAGGGCAUGACACAUUUGAUGGUAGCAAAGAUGAUCUUUGGCGCCUUUUGUGCUACCUUCGAAUUGGCAAUGGCUGUGAUGGGGAAAUCGUGAAGGACCACUCCCUUUUGCGGGACAGAGUGAAGCGGAACAUCAAGAAGUGGCACAAUGCUGUUCGACAUGCUCAAGCAUUGAUCAAUGCAGCUGAGCGCAUGCCUGCAAUGAGAACUUCCAGGGAGAGUGCGUGGGUCAAUCACUGUGAAGAUAUCAACACAGGAGACAUUGUGGCGAUCCAGAAGGAUGCUGACUGGCAAGUAGGCCUGGUGCUCAGCAUGUGGCGAAUCUUCAAAAGAGGAGGCCGGUCUUUGUGCCCUCAUGAGCUUCCUCGUGGUUCGCUUUUUGUGGCGCGUGUGGUGAUCAUGGCAGAAGAUCCCACCCCCGGAGUCUAUGAGUCCAUGCGGGCCUUAGCUGCGAUGAGAAAUGAUCUGCAGUCAAUGCAGAAGGAAGCCGCCGCUGGCAAGAGAGCUCCUCGAUCACGACGAAUAGAGCCUGUGAUCGAGAACUUCAAGAGGACCAAGAAGGGCUUCAAGCUCAUGUCGCAGGAGAUGGAGCGCUUGUUGCAGAAGCAGUGCGAACUGUUUCCUGCGAAGUGCAUGACCAAUGUUGACUUCACAGAG
Messenger RNA from Durusdinium trenchii, 3918 nucleotides. The record is from the annotation of a GenBank genome assembly. NCBI's taxonomy places the organism in Eukaryota, Dinophyceae, Suessiales, Symbiodiniaceae.